GCUAGCACAUGACAACACAGACACUCAGAGGAGAAGAACACAGACAGAGAGUGGCUGAAUCCCUCCCAGCUUCCAGCACUUUAUGAGAGAUUGACAACUGCUGUUGAUGUCUCAGAGGAAAUGUGUUCCGCAUCAGUGUGCUGAGAUAAUGGAUGCAUCCCGACUUCUCGUCCUCAUCUUUGUGGUGAUGUCAACAUUCAAUUGUUCAGAUACAGCAGAGCUCCAGUGUGAGGACAAUGAUGCCUACAUAUCCCUGGUUGAAGGAGAAGCAUUAUAUUUUGUCCAUGACGCUCCGGCUGAGAGCACCUUAUACAACCAAGAGUUACAAUGGUACAAAAACAACUCCAGGAUUGAAUAUAUCUCGUAUGACGAGAAAGAGAGGAUACAUCUCCAUGGUGGAGCGAUAUUUUUCUUAAAUGUUGUCCCCGGGGACUCUGGCCUCUACACUGCCCGGCAUAUAGAACAAAACGGAGAGUGCAGCAACUACAAUGUAGAAGUGGAGGUCUUAGAAGUGAGUGAACGAGAGAACCCCAAACUGUACGGACAAAUCAGGAACACCAACCAGAACAAGAAUGUCGGCUGUCCACGUCGUGUCAGAGAAACAUGUAUCAAGUUUGGAGGAAACUUCACCUGGUACAAGGACUACAGUCUUCUUCAAGGUCGCCAUGAAGACAACAUGUGGGUUGAAAAUGCCAGCAAACAAGAUGAGGGCAUCUACACUUGCAUUUGUACCUGGAGGCACAAUGACAGGGCGUACAACACGUCAGGCUCCAGGAGGCUAGUAGUUCCAGAUCCAGCUUCUUACCCUGGUGUAGAAAUCCUCUCUCCUAUAAACAAGGAGCAGUUUGCAGAUGAAAGUAGGAAAGGCUUGGAGCUCAAGUUGAACUGCACAGUUUUCUGUGGGAGUAAUGUCAAAGAUUGUACAGCUAGCUGGUAUGUUAAUGGAGACCCAGUCAACCAGAUGGCCGGAUACAAUCAAACCACCAAACAAAUCAUGGAGAGGCCUUCAAAGAACACCAUCACCACUGCGAUCCUGACCAUUAAAAAAGUGUCGGCAAAGGAUUUUCAGGCUGAAUUCAAAUGCAGCGGCAGAGGUUUUUACACAGCCAAAUCAGCCACUUUAACGCUGAAGCGGAGAGCGUCAAUAACUUCGUUGGUUAUUAGAGCCGUGUGUGUGUUGCUCCUGUGUGUGUUUGCUGCUGUGCUGGUGAAGUGCUUUGCUGUCGACCUCGCACUCUUGUUCAGACCCUGCUUCCAUCUGAGGAGUCACAAGAAAGAUGCGAGGAUGUACGACGCUUACGUGGUCUACCAGAUGCAGAAGAUGGACAAGGUCACUGAGAACACACUCUGUCAGUUCAUCACACAGGUUCUACCCUCCGUCCUGGAGGAAAAGUGUGGAUAUCGACUCUUCAUCCAAGGGAGGGAUGACAUACCUGGAGAAGACCACGUGGAGCUGGUGGAGAACAACAUGAAGCAGAGCAGAAGACUGAUGGUGAUCCUCACCCCAGGUUCAGGAUCAGGCUCUGAAAUCACUGACCAACGUCCUGACUCGCUCCGUGAGUCAGUGAUAGGAGGGUUUGACUGGCAGGUUGGGCUCCACCAUGCUCUGGUGCAGAGGGAGAUGAGUGUGAUUCUGAUCCAGCUGGGAGACACUGGGCCACAGGGAUACACACACCUCCCCAUUGGCCUGCAGCAUUUGAUUCGAAAAAGCGCCCCCAUCAGGUGGCCAGAGGGUUCGCGGGAUGCUGCUGCGUGUAACUCACGCUUCUGGAAGAGAGUUCGAUACCUGAUGCCGGCCACACCUGCCAAGAGGUGUCCACAGUAUGCUCUCAUUUGAGAUAAAGAAGAGCUGUCUGGAGUUUUUACAGGAUCUCACUGCUCACUUUAGGAGACUCAUCUAUGUGCUGCUGUUUGUGUUUAUUGUGCUUUUUCUGUGGAAUUUUGUGAUAUUCUCUGCUCUCUCCUAAUGACUUGAAGUUGCCCACUUAACUCAGGUAGUCUGAGUCCUUUACGGUUUUGUUGUGAACUUUUAUUGUGAAAUGUAUGUGUCCUAGUGGCAGCAUCUGACAGAGGCUACACAUUCAUAUCCAUUCCUAAUUGUUCAAGUAUUAAACCAAUAUGGUGUGUUUAAAUACAGAGUAUGUAGUUCUGUAAAUAAAGGCUCCACUACUUUAGUUUAUGAGGACGCACAGCAUAAAUACAAUUUGCUGAAGAUAAACAUUAACAAUGUUAUUAUUCUAAAGAAAAAGGGUGAGAAGUUGUAAGAAAAUACUUUUAUAAUUUCAAUGUGUUUUAAAUACAAGAAAUUGUUUUUUGUUUCUUGUGCUUCAUCCUUUUUGACUUGCUAACAUGACCAUUUGUUUUGGUGAGAUAUAUAUAAUAUUAUUAUUCAGUUACUUUUUUUAAAUGAUAAAUUAUUUUAAAUGUUUUCCUUCUCCUGUUGGAUUGACCUUGUAGUGGAAAAUUGCACUGACCAGUGUCUAAGGUAGUGGAAAUCCCCCUGACCAGGUGUCUCACUGCUGUGAUACUGUCUACCUGACAGGAUGGAACCCUUAUUUGGCGGUGUCUCACUGCUAUGACCUUG
Molecule: messenger RNA, 2584 nt
Organism: Hippoglossus stenolepis (Pacific halibut)
Lineage: Eukaryota; Metazoa; Chordata; Actinopteri; Pleuronectiformes; Pleuronectidae
Gene: il1rl1
Product: interleukin 1 receptor-like 1
Exons: 13
Coding region: 107-1837 (576 amino acids)
Biological process (GO): signal transduction
Source: RefSeq, a predicted model, not a curated record